Molecule: messenger RNA, 957 nt
Organism: Cydia amplana
Lineage: Eukaryota; Metazoa; Arthropoda; Insecta; Lepidoptera; Tortricidae
Product: spherulin-2A-like
Exons: 1
Coding region: 13-909 (298 amino acids)
Source: RefSeq, a predicted model, not a curated record
GUUUUCAGAAACAUGGCGUUCAGAUUCCUCCUCCUAGUCCUCCCUGCGCUGGUGCAUGCCCGCAUCAACGUGGAGCUCACCGGCAAGUUCGAGAACGACAACUCGGACAUGAAGGUUCAUUACUCUGGCAGCCAGAUGGACAUCAUCUCCGAGCAGGAGAGAACCAGCUUCAGCUUAGGAGACAACAAUCUCAAGAACGCCGUUAACACCUACUUCGGCAGACGCCCUGACGACGCCUUCCUUAAAAGCCCUACUCCCUGGGGAGAUCUGUACAGGACUUACAACUGGAACCAGGUUGCGAGGACCUUAGUGCCGAAAAGCGGUAAGGUUCUGAAGAUCACUUCUCAGCCUCUGAUCGUUAUGCAGCAAGUUUUUGAGAACAACAGCACGAUGCCGGCUACUUUCAACGUUGGCAUCUCACACUCCGUUGAGAACCGUGUUUCGUCUCACUGGACCAAGGGUGGCGAGCUUUCUGUAGAACAGGAGAUCAGCUAUGGGAUUGAUAUUGAGGUGGCCAAUCUGGGUGGCUCUACUACCUUCAGCUACACAUCCGCUUGGGGUAUCGGUGCCGAGAAAUCCGAAGCUGUGACCAUCGGAGCUACGUCAUCCAUGGAAGUCUUACUCCAGCCAGGACAAUCUGUGACCACCGAGCUCCACGCUACUAAGGGCACGAUUCUAAUCGAGAUGGAAUACCUGGCCAGCCUUUCUGGAACUGUGGCUGUGAACUAUGAUGAUGUGUACAGGGGUCACCAUUACUGGGCGCUGCCAGUGCAGGCUGUGAUGUCUCAAGGUGGUCUGAAGAACGAGAUCAUGUCUCGGGAGAUCAUCGAGAUCGGCUUCUACUCUCAGUCGAAGGUGGUCGUCCGCGACAGGAAGAACCGCACCAAAAUUAUGGAAGUUGAUUUCUGAACUAGGUUUUGAUAAUAUGUAAUAAAUUUUGUAUGUAUUUUUAUACAA